Colias croceus (clouded yellow) is the source of this 2083-nucleotide messenger RNA. Its product is annotated as piggyBac transposable element-derived protein 4-like. The record is from RefSeq and is a predicted model, not a curated record. Bases 268 to 2031 code for a protein of 587 amino acids. The transcript has 3 exons. Lineage: Eukaryota; Metazoa; Arthropoda; Insecta; Lepidoptera; Pieridae.
UUUUUUUUUUUGUUAGAGACGCUGAUCACGUACUGCGUACGUGUGUGAAUUUCAAUACUGUUUACUUUAAAACAACGGCCUGUAACCGUGAACCGCGUCAUGUCAAAGCUUAGAUGAAUGUUUUGGCUACACACACAAACGCACUUCAAAUACUUGCGGUGUGUGGGGUGCGGGAAACAAAGGAUCGCCCGAGCCGGGUCGACUCUCGCGCGCCAGUUGCCCCAGCGUAGCUAAGCGAUCGAGACGUGUGACAAUUUUUGGCGCGAAAUGACUUCGCGACGACGAUUUCGUCUGGAUUCGGAAAGAGAAACUAGACAUAUUAUUGACAUUUUGCAAAAUGAUGAGGAUUCGGAUAUUGAGGAGAACACCACGAUAAUAGAAACUGAACAGGCAAUAGACGAGUUUAGAGGUCGCAGUCGUGUUCGUUCGUCAGUGCGUUCGCGUUCAAGCCGCGGCAGAGGUACAGUACAAAAUAUCCAACAAAUUGAUGAAGCCAAUGGAUGGUCAUAUAAACCAGUAGAAAAUCUACCUGAAAAUCCUGCCUUUCAGGAUCUAUGUAUGGUUAUGCCUCCAUUUGAUGAACAUUCAACGGAAUUUGACUGUUUUUCAGUCUUUUUCCCAGACUCUUUUUGGAAACUUCUCAAAGAAGAAACCAAUCGCUAUGCAAGUCAAAUGAAGGCAACGCAAGCUAGACAGGGUGUGUUAAAGCCAGGAUCCAUGUUGCAUAAUUGGAAACCUGUUACAUUGCGUGAAAUAAAGAACUUUUUGGCCAUCGUAAUCCAUAUGACGCUUGUUGAGAAAGAAAGUUUCUAUUCAUAUUGGUCCACUAGAGAGAUUAUACAAACUCCAUUCCCAAAAAAAAUCAUGACUAGAUCUCGUUUUAGAGCCAUAUACAGUUGUCUUCAUUUGAAUGACAACUCAAAAUAUAUACCACGAGGCCAGGAAGGAUAUGACGCUUUUUUUAAACUGCGACCAUAUUUUGAGAAGCUUUCGAAUUUGUGUCAGAUGACCUUUUCUCCCGAUGAAGAACUAACUAUCGAUGAAGGAACAUGUAAAGGACAUUUUCGGGUGUAUAACAAAGAUAAGCCCGACAAAUACGGCAUGAAAAUCUAUAUGCUUUGCGAUGCUAAAACCGGCUAUAUAUUGAAGAUGGUUCCAUUCGUUGGCGACUCAAAGACUACACAGAGCAUAAUUAUGGAAUUGUGCGAACCAUACAUUGGAAAAUGGCACACCAUUUACAUGGACCGUUUUUUUACCAGCCCAACUACUAUUGACUUGCUUUGGCAAAAACAAACCCGUGCUGUUGGAACAGUUAUGGCCAAUCGGCGUGGUUUGCCUAGAACAUGGCUUCAACAGUCUUUAGAGGUCAAUGAAAUGGUCUUCUGUCAUCGUGGUAAUCUGACCGCUUGUAAGUGGAAGGAUAAGCGGGACGUGCUGAUGCUCACAACAAAACACGCCGCUACUUGGACGGAGGUAACAGCUAAACGCAAAGGAGUUGGAGUCGUCAAAAAACAGAAGCCUGAUUGCAUCAUCGAUUACAAUCACAACAAAAUUGGCGUGGAUCUCAACGAUCAGUAUGUUUCAUACUAUUCUUUAAAUAGAAAAACAAUGAAAUGGUGGAAGAAGAUGUUUUUUAAUCUGGUUGCGAGGGCUUUAGUCAAUGCUUACGUAAUCUAUAACAAAAGUAGCAACAACACGGGUCGUAAAUUGCGAUUUUCGCAGUUUUUGAUGACUUGUGGUGAAGAACUGGUGCAGCAUGCAUCCUUAGAUGAUGCAGGCCCAUCUCGUGGUCCACAUCAUACUGGUAUGACCUCCAGAUUAACAGGCAGACACUUCAUGGAAAGGAUACCGGCGACAGGAUCGAAAACGAAAGUAGCAAGAGUUUGCAAAGUCUGCGCUGACACUACAAAGAAGGAAACGGGUAAGCGAGGUCGCAAGGAAACAGUUUUUUACUGCCCAGAUUGCAACGUGCCCUUGUGUUAUGACCCGUGCUUCAAAAAAUACCACACCAAGAAAGACUACACGUCAUAAAAUUCGAAAAAUGUUGAUGUUAGAGUUUUUUUUUUUUUGAAAACGUGCCUCA